AUGCGGGUUCCGUGCCUCCUUCGGCCGCUUCUCGGAUGGUUCUUCGGUCUUUCGAUCCUGUUCUCGGCUCUUUUCGGUAAUUACAUCAUCACUCUGUUUCUGGCUAUUCCUAUUCUUGGCAAGCACAAACUAUGGCGCAAUCUGAUGGAUCGUGCCAUCUCCUAUUGGAUGAUGAUUCCGAUGGUAUGUCGUCGCCGUCUGCGUCUUCCAAUCUCUCGCCGCGCCAAUUACCGUAACACAAAAGCUCGUAUCUUAAUUGAAUAAUUGAAAUGCGCAAAUAUUCUGUAGAUUCUACUAGACAGAUGAUGUAUGUUUACUUUUCGAGGUCACUUUUGCCUCGUCUCCAGACGGCGCGCGCGCUCGUAAAUUUUUUGAAUUUGCUUUGUUUCAUCAUCGUCUGCGCCUCGUCUUCUUGCCUCUUUUCGCCGCUGCACGAGGACAUGUGUCUCGGUCGGGGGACGGCGUCCUUUUGAUGAAUAAUAUCUAACCGCAAACAUUGAUCAGGGAGCGAAAGAGACUGAAUUCAAAACGGAAAUAGAAGUGAACAUUCUUUUUUCAGGGGCUGCUCGAGUUUGCGAUGGGUGUGCGGGUGCGGGUCAGCGGCGACGAGAUUGAGUUCGGACGACCUGCUCUUAUUGUAAUGAAUCAUCGAACGAGGUGAGCAGCCUUCCCGGAGCCACCCGGACGGAAUUGUUCCCUUCCAGACUCGACUGGAUGUACAUGUGGUGCGCUCUGUAUCAGAUCAACCCGUGGCUCAUCACUUCCAACAAGAUUUCCCUGAAAGCGCAGCUGAAAAAGCUGCCCGGCGCCGGAUUCGGAAUGGCCGCCGCUCAAUUCGUGUUUCUCGAAAGGAACGCCGAAGUGGACAAGAAGUCGUUCGACGACGCCAUCGACUACUUCAAAAACAUAGAGAAACCCUAUCAGGUACUUUUGGGAAAUAAUUUCAGUCACACAUGUCAACGGAUUGUGCUCCAGAUUCUUCUCUUUCCGGAAGGCACUGACAAAUCCGAAUGGACGACGCUGAAAAGCCGCGAAUUCGCGAAGAAAAACGGACUCCGACACUUGGAGUACGUGCUCUAUCCGAGAACGACCGGCUUCCUCCACCUCAUCAAUAAGAUGCGAGAGAGUGAGUUUUUGUUUUCGAAUCUCAGCAUUUCAACAUUUAAACUCAUAAUUUUGUAGAAGAAUACGUGGAUUACAUCUACGACAUCACAAUCGCCUAUCCCUACAAUAUUGUGCAGUCUGAGGUGGAUCUGGUUGUGAAAGGGGCGAGUCCUCGAGAAGUUCAUUUCCACAUUCGCAAAGUUCCCAUUUCGCAAGUGCCAAUCAACGAAACAGAUGCCAGUCGGUGGCUCACAGAGUAAGAGCAGCCAAAUAAAGAAAAAUAGCAUUUUUUUUACAGUCGCUGGACGAUUAAAGAGCAACUUCUCCAUGAUUUCUACAGCGAAGAACAGCCGAUAAACAGGAGGUUCCCCGUUGAACGAGGCGAUGGAGUUUGGCGUAGUGUGAGCCUUCGAAUCUUCAAUAGAAUCUUGUUCAACACGAAAUUUCAGUGGAAAGAACCUCGACGACACUUCUACGUCAAAGUGACGGCUCUUCUGUUUGGUUAA
This is a messenger RNA of Caenorhabditis sp. 36 PRJEB53466, 1610 nucleotides long. The record is from the annotation of a GenBank genome assembly. Lineage: Eukaryota; Metazoa; Nematoda; Chromadorea; Rhabditida; Rhabditidae.